Molecule: messenger RNA, 2359 nt
Organism: Erpetoichthys calabaricus (reedfish)
Lineage: Eukaryota; Metazoa; Chordata; Cladistia; Polypteriformes; Polypteridae
Product: 5'-nucleotidase domain-containing protein 2-like
Exons: 14
Coding region: 501-2177 (558 amino acids)
Molecular function (GO): 5'-nucleotidase activity
Source: RefSeq, a predicted model, not a curated record
UCUGUUAUAAACAGCUCUGGAGCUGCGGAGUUCGAUUCCUGUACAUUACGUACCAAUAAAAGCACUUCUGAUUCUCAUUCUCAUUCUGUAUCCAGAAGCCCUGCGGCGUCUGCGCAGACCGCCAAACCAAAGUUCUAAAGCUCCGCCAAUCACGUCCUCCGCCUGCGCAGAUCUGCCACGCACUUUCUAAACAACGCCUUCAAAGUUUCCAGCUGUGGGCUGUUCGGCUAGAGAUGUUCUCGUCGCUAUCAACCCAGCUUUGUUUUACAAGAAGAUGUAACUGUGAAGUCAAGUGAACAUGUUCCGCAGCAGUUUUUUUAUUUGUAUUUUUAUUUUUUAAUGCCACUGGAGCAGUUCGAGGGAUUACGAAGCGGGCUGCGCGUCUGGAGCACCUAAAGGCAGAGUCUGCGGCUAUAGACGAGCCGGGCGGUGAGAGAAGCAGCAGUAGCAGCUCGCCGCUCCGAGUGCCUGAGGUGACCUGCACGGAUCGCUCCUCUGAGAUGAAUCGUCUCAGCAGGACCGCUUUGAUGAGGUGCCAGCAGCUGUCGUCUGGGGCGCCCUUGACAGUUCGCCGAGUUUCGGCCGAGUGUACGGACCACGGGAAGGGCAGCGGGCAGCGCCCGGUCUCCUCCGAGCUGCAGGCUGAAACGCCACUCAGCGUGGUUCGACCGGGGACAGGCGACAAGGAGGUGCACAUGUGGGCGAGGUACAACGACAUGAAGAAGCUCGUCCGUGAUCUGCUCCUCCCUGGCGUCUGCAGUCUGCCCAGCCCGUCUACGAUCUACGCCAACAACGAGAUCAGUCUGGAGGACAUUGACAUCUACGGCUUUGACUAUGACCACACUUUGGCCCACUACUCCACUUGCCUGCACAGACUGAUCUUUGAGGCAGCGAGAGACAUCCUGGUUGAACAGUAUAAAUAUCCAAGAGGUAUUCGGAGUUAUGAAUAUAUUCCCAACUUUGCUAUAAGAGGUCUUCAUUAUGAUAUUAAGAAGAGUCUUCUGAUGAAGAUCGAUGCUUUCCAUUACGUUCAGCCUGGUACUGCCUACAGAGGCCUUCAACCCGUAGCAGAUGAGGAGGUGAUUGAAAUGUACGGAGGGACAAAGCAUAUCCCACUUUACCACAUGAGUGACUUCUAUGGCAAAGGUCCCGCCAUCAAGCAGUUUAUGGACAUUUUCUCCCUCCCUGAAGUGACUUUGUUGUCCUGUGUGAACGACUAUUUUCUAAGUCACAACAUUGACUUUGACCAGGUGCACCUUUUCAAAGACGUCACAGAUGCGGUUGGAGACGUUCACACAAAAGGCUUGAUGUACAAGUGGAUCGAGGAUGACAUAGAGAGACACAUUCUUCAUGGCAAUGAAACCUGUGAAGUCCUCAGCAGGCUGGUUAACAAUGGCAAGACCCUUUUCCUCAUAACCAACAGCCCCUUCAGUUUUGUUAACAGAGGCAUGACGUACAUGAUUGGAAAAGACUGGCGAGACCUUUUCGGUGCCAUCAUCGUCCAGGCUGAGAAGCCCAGCUUCUUCACCGACCGGCGCAAGCCCUUCAGACACUUGGAUGAGAAGGGGUCCCUCCAGUGGGACCGAGUCACGAAGAUAGAGAAGGGGAGGAUCUACCGCCAGGGAAACCUCUUUGAUUUUGUGCAGCUGACGGGCUGGAGGGGCUCAGCGGUGCUCUACUUCGGGGACCACAUCUACAGCGAUCUUGCAGAUCUCAUGCUUCGACAUGGCUGGAGGACGGGGGCAAUCAUACCAGAGCUUGAGAAGGAGAUUCAGAUAACAAACACCGAAGAAUACAUGCACACGCUCACCUGGCUUCAAGCUCUUACUGGCCUACUGGAGAAGAUGCAGGCCUGUCAGGAUGCCGAUUCAAGAGCAGUUUGGCUGGAGUGGAUGAAGGAAAGACAAGAGCUCAGAUCUCUUACGAAAAAACUCUUCAACCCUCAGUUUGGCAGCAUCUUCAGGACGUACCACAAUCCCACCUACUUCUCGCGCCGCCUCUGCCGCUUCUCCGACCUCUACAUGGCCUCCAUCCGCUGCCUGCUCAAUUACGACCUGAAGUUCACCUUCUACCCCCGCCGCACUCCCCUGCAGCAUGAGGCCCCCUUGUGGAUGGACCGGCUCUGCACUGGCUGCAUGAAGACGCCUUUCCUUGAGGAGAUGAUGCACAUCCGCUAACUCGGGCCGGGGAGAGCGCUGAUGAUCCAGAGUCCUGCAAAGAGAAUGGCUUUGGUUCAGCUGCUGGCACAUUGGUCACGAUGAACGGGAGGCCGAGACGUGUCUCGCAGAGAAUCUCAAACACUGUAGACGUACUCGGUUUAAUAAAGAACACGACUGAAGGGCUCACAGUGGGACCAGAA